Messenger RNA from Durusdinium trenchii, 309 nucleotides. The record is from the annotation of a GenBank genome assembly. NCBI's taxonomy places the organism in Eukaryota, Dinophyceae, Suessiales, Symbiodiniaceae.
AUGUUUUUUUUUAUAUUUAUAUCCAAAUUUCUUUUGAGUGGCGAGCAUCUUGCUGUGGCGCUGCGUGUGGGUGCCUCUCGGGUCAAAACCCCUGAGAUGUUGGGUCCCUUCCAAUUUCAACAGACAGGAUGCGAAGAGAAUGGUGAUGGAUUGACCCGGUUUGUUUGGUUCUUUCUAGUCCUUAUUGUCAAACACGAUGAGGUAAAUAUUGUAAUGGUGAACAUGAUGUUUGUCAUUCCUCGGCGCAGUCGUUCUUUCCAUAUGCAUGAAGGCUUCUGGACUUGGACAUAUUUAGACGCCAGCCCGUGA